UGUAGAACUUGGUGACAUUUGGUGACAGAAAAACGGCUUUGAAAAUAAUUUCGGCUGGGAAACGCUGGAUUCCAACGAAGCAGGCGUCUCCGCCGACAGCCCAAGCCGCUCACCAUUUUUGGCUUUGGAACGGCGCUGACUCCAAACCCUCCUUCUCCAACACACUAUCACUUUCGUCUCUACCCAACGACCGAACCGCGCACGGAUUGGCAACAGCUGUCGCAGCCCCUACUGCCUUUGCACACUUACUCUUCGUUAGGUGAUCUCUCCCAUACGGGUCUGCUCGGUACUCUCGUGUCACACCGGAGCCAACAGAGAACGCAAGCAGCAGCGGUGUUUUGAGGGAGACGCUGAACCGCAGUUCAAGCCUCUUGAAUACGCAGCACACAAGCAUGGUGCCAUCCAGGAACAAGCAGCAGAGCACUACCACCGGCUUCGACGGGUUCUCCCAGCGGUCCUCUUGCGAGCGGUCGUCGACGUCAACAUGCGGAGUUGGCGACGUGAUUCUAGAGUUUUGCACUCCCGGUGCUCGAUCCCCGAUACACUUCGUCGACGCAACAACGGCGGCGGCGGCGGCGGCGGCAUCCUGCCGCGGGAGGCCUUGCGGGGGAAACACUACCUACAAUGCAUGCGGCAGCAGCAGAGGUGUGCGGCCACCGACCUUGUUGCGACAGCAGUCGGCGCCGGCAUCGUCGACGGCACGACCAUCGGCCAACGCCAGCGUCUACACGGGCAAGCACCACCGCAGAACGUCGACGCCGCCGCUGGACGGCGCGCGUCUGACGCUUCUGGGGGUGUCCAACGCGCUCAACACUCCCGUCCUGGACAACUGGGAGGUGGCCCGGGCGUUGCUGGAGUCCAACACCGACCUCCGGACAAGAAACGACCGCGGGAUGACCCCUCUGCACUUAGCAUGUUCAACUGGAGAGGUGGACGCGGCGAAGGUGCUGCUUCUUGCCGGCGCGGACUCCCACGCGAGAGACCACAGGUCUCGGUGCCCGCUGCACAUGGCGGCCUUGUCGGGAAAGUCGGAACUGGUGUCUUCCCUGCUCACGUGCGGUGCGGACCCCAACAAGGCGUCCGACCUCGGCACGACGGCACUCCACAACGCGGCGUUGCUGGGACGGGUGGAAGCGUCUCGGGCGCUGCUGGUGGCGGGUGCGGACCCGAAUGCGAUCGACCACAACUCCUUCUCGCCGCUCUACCUGGCGUCGCAGAACGGACACACACAGCUGGUGCUCGACCUGCUCGCCGCCGGCGCAGACACGAGUGUCAAGACCGUCAGGGGCUUUACACCCUUGCACGUGGCGGCAAGGUGCGGGCGCUUGACUGCCCUGAGGGCCCUCCUGGACGCCGGCGAGGCCGUGGACUCCCCGUCCACCCCCGCGGGCACCACCCCCCUCCACCUCGCGGCCGGGUUUUCGCGGCUGAGCUGCGUGGAGGAGCUCCUCCUGCGCGGCGCCGACCCUUCCAGGAAGAACAAGCGCGGCGCCACGCCGCUGGACAUGGUGGGCACCCUCGUCACUCCCGUCAGCGCUCGCCCCGCCCUCGCCACCCAGGGCGGGCCCGAGACGAUGAGCGGCAAGGCCAAGCUCGCUCGGGAGGCGUUCGAGAAGAACCUAGCGGAAGGGGAGCGGGUGAGGCUCGCCCUGACGAGCGCGCAGAGGUGGCAGAGGAAAUGGGGCAUGGUGCUGGUGUGCGAGACUCUCCGUAGGAGGUCGAACGCUGUCCUCGCGCCAGCUGAUGGCGCAUCCGACGGGGGUGCAGUGGCAGGGAGGGAGCGGCUCGAACGCGACGAUGACGACAGCAAGCGCCGCUGUAGGCGUUCCCGAGCUGGCGAGCCGGUCGCAACGGCCGUCCCUGUCCACGGUUGGCUGGUCGCGCAGCUCUGUGUGCAUGCCGACCCCGCGUUGAUGAAGGGCGUCAUUGAAUUUUUGUGAGGCCGCGCGUGCCGCGCAGGGACAGCAGCAGUCGUUUCGCAGGAUUCGUAUGAGGACCGCAGGACCAUUGUAGAUCAUCGGCGAUAAAUGGUGGAGCUGUCUCGGGACGCGAAUUUUCUGUGUGUUAGAUAGUUCGUCCCACCUCAUAAUUUGUUUUAAUGUUUGGUCGGCUCCAAAGAGCCAAAAGUUUAUGUUCGCAGUAAUCACACAAUGCUUGCCGUACUAAUACCGCCGUUGGGCCGUGGAGUUUCCCUCUCCGACCCCUCCUUAAUUUUGUCAAUUGAAGUGGAGGUACAAUAGUUCUGCUCAUUCCUCAUUUUUAUUCUGGUAUUCGUCCGGAGUUAUCAUCCGAAUGAGGGGAUGCCAUGUACGAUAUCUUACUCUUUGGUAGGCAUGAGUUUUUGAAUCGUUGGUGCUGCCGUCUUCCCGGGGGUGUGUCGUCAUUCCAGUUUCCUCAAGAAGGAGGCUGUCCGCGGGGACACUAGAAACUCGGACCCAAAACGCUUGAGGCUCCACAAGCUCAGUUAAGGAGCAGCAAGUGUUGCAGGACGAUGGUUGAGCCCCGGAGCCUCCAAGGGGGCACACGCUGCUAGUCGACGGUCGCGCGGGAGGCACUGAACGCUGUAGCGCGUUCCUUCUUCAGCCCUCGCGCUCUUGCUCUCAAAACCAAGUGGUGUGUCAUGUCAAGCUUGACCUGGUGUUUUUUUUGCCGAUAUUGCGAGCCUUUGAAGUGUUCAUGUAGUUUGUCAAGUUACUGCUGUAGAGCGGUGUAUUGUAUUUAUGCCUGUCGUGCAUGUUGGUCAGGUGGAUGGACACGACGCACUAGGUAUAUAUACCAGGUUGUUGGAUAUACGCGGCCGUCAUAUCAUUGAAAAAAUAUAGGUUCGAGUUGAUUUAGAGGUCGGCUGCGGAGGUUGACCCGUGUACAAAGGCAACGCUUGAAGCUCAUCAAGGACGCCGAAUUCUCGAGUUAGUACUUGGGACUUCGCGUAGAUAGUACUGAUGUUGGACGAACGGAGCUGGAAGUGGCCUACUUCUUCACGUGUGGUAGAAUAGUCACGGGUGGCUGGUGGAUUAAGCAAACUAGAGGUUUCGCUGGAGGAUCAUAAAAGGACCAUUAUACAGUUCCAUUGCAAGAGCGCAAUACAUGAUGCGUGGUGCAUUGAUUCUGGGUGCACUGGGGUUCUA
Ectocarpus sp. CCAP 1310/34 is the source of this 3128-nucleotide messenger RNA. Lineage: Eukaryota; Phaeophyceae; Ectocarpales; Ectocarpaceae. The record is from the annotation of a GenBank genome assembly.